AUGGCAACAUCAGUCCCUUUCUUGGGAUUUAUAUUAGGUAAAAUUGCUUCAACUUUGACGUCUCAAUAUGUCACAUCAGCUGGAGAUACGACGCAAAUGAUCAAUAUUGUAAGUAGCUUCAUGCGUAAUGCAACAAUAAUUGUAACAAAAUUUUAGGUAAUAAAACAGAUAAAAUACUAAUAAAAACAGGAUAAACGUGCUUUUCGGCAUCUGCAUUUACUCCAAUUAGUUAUGCUUCUUUCUCAAUUCAUAUUAGCUUAUUCAUAUUAGCUAUAUUAACAUAGACCUAUAAAAAAAUCAAGGAAUCAAGUACUAUUUGCUUUAAAAUCAAUUAAAAAAACUAAUUUAGACUUGCCUGCAUGGUAUCUUCGCCCUCACUCCAGCAUUUCCGUUGUUUUUGGUAUGGAAAAGUCGACCAAGUACUCCACCAACGAGUUCGGCUGAUCAAUUCCUGUUUGAAUACCAACUGAAAUUGCCUGAAAUACCAAAGAUUUGUAAGUAAAACAUUAAAGUAUAAGAUGUAUUAAAUGUUAUGAUAGCUUGUAAACGUUUUUCUGUUAGAAAUUCAUUUAAAAAGGGCAUAAAACAACGAUAUUGUCGCGACAAUUGUCGAAAAAAGUGAAUUUGAGAAUUUUUAACAUUUCGUCUUUUGACACUUCGUUCUGGCUGUUUUUUGGUGGAAAGUAAGAAAACAUAUGUUGUUUAAACAGGAUAUUGUACUCCUAGAGCAUUAGUUUUUUUAUAGUUGACUUUACUCUUUUAAGGAAAAAUACAUGUAUUUGUAUAUUUGACAUAUUUUACAUAAUAACAUAUUGUUUUAGCUUCAAUAUUCAACUUUACAAUCAUUGGCUUGUCAACCGGCUGCAUUUUAUCAAUAAUCCACAUUCACUCCGACAUUCUAGAAGUCAUUUCAACCCCAGUAAAGUUGCGAUACGUCAACGCUCUAACUUUAUUUGUCAUCUCCAUUAUUGGCACCUUAGCCUUUAGUGGUAUAGUAGAUUCAUCAUACUCUCAUAAAGCUGUCUUCAGAGCAUGUUUAAUAUUGACAACGUUAUCAUCCUGCUUUUUAUUGUUAGCUGGAUUUAUUGCGAGCAAACAAGCGUUGGUUAUUGGAAGUUUAUGUUUGUUGGCAUUUGGUGCUGUUAGUGUAAUAUCAGUUGGUCUUGAGGUUAUUGUGGAGACCAUGUUUCCAAAGGAUAUUGCCUAUUGUAGUGGGAUAGUGUGGGGCAUUUGCUAUGUGGUACAGCUUGUAUUUACUUGUUUUUACGAAUUUUUAAAAGGAAGGAAGGAUCAGGAAAGAGCUAUUCAAAGUAAGUUACCUUUAGUUUUUAGUUAACACUAGGUUUAUUUUAAUAAUGAAACAUAAUUUUUUAGUAAUGUUAUGGACUACCACAUCACUAUUACUGUUUACAUUCUUUGCUUCUACAGUAAAUUUUAAGUUUGUGCCGAGGAGAAGGUUUUACGAAGAAAAUACGAAUGCCUCGAGGAUAAAAACUAUACUUUCUGGUGGGAUAUUGAGCUCGGAUGA
Bursaphelenchus okinawaensis is the source of this 1528-nucleotide messenger RNA. The record is from the annotation of a GenBank genome assembly. Lineage: Eukaryota; Metazoa; Nematoda; Chromadorea; Rhabditida; Aphelenchoididae.